Messenger RNA from Pomacea canaliculata, 1718 nucleotides. Its product is annotated as sulfotransferase 4A1-like. Gene Ontology annotation, molecular function: sulfotransferase activity. Gene Ontology annotation, cellular component: cytoplasm. Lineage: Eukaryota; Metazoa; Mollusca; Gastropoda; Architaenioglossa; Ampullariidae. The record is from RefSeq and is a predicted model, not a curated record. Gene Ontology annotation, biological process: sulfation. The transcript has 7 exons. The coding region runs from base 149 to 1531 and encodes 460 amino acids.
AUUGCGAGUGACCUCCCUUACAAUGGUGGGUGCUCGCAGUCUGGAGCAGACAGCUGAAAGUCACUUUGACAACAAAUUACAAACACUUGAUCAGAGUGCGACCUCAUUGACACUCUUGACUUUUCAUUAGAACGCCUUCUGACUCAAAAUGGUGGCCUUUAGGUGUUGUGUGAAUCAGAUGCUGAGAUUAACACAUGUGAACAAUCCUGGUAGUGCUGUCAAUGUCAGUCUUUUUGGUGUCUGUUGGCACCGAAUCUUGUGCCGCUCGACUUUUAAGCAAGCAGUUUUCAAAAUGCCUUUAAACCACACCUUCGCUCCUAUGCUUUGCAACAUGUUUUCAAGAUCGUUGUCCACUUUUGUUCGAGAAACCUCACCGAUUAAAAAACAUUUCACUUUUUUUCGAACUGCUUGUCCAUCCGAAUUAAAACAGCGGGGUCUGGGAUACUGCUCUCCUCGAGUGCGUCAUGUCACAACAGCUCCGCACGACAGAAGUCGUAUCAGGAAUCUUCUGAUAGCCACCUAUGUUUCAGGAGCCAUUGGUGCAACCCUUUUGGCUGCCAUAGGAUACAGGGCAUUCGGGCGGUUCAAGAAAAGAGCACGUGGGAUCGAAGAGAUCGACGAACCUUUUUAUGGACGGCGAAAACAAUAUAUUUGUCGAUAUAGAGGCUAUACCCUUCCAUCAUCACUGAUAGAUACCAUAGCAAACGAUGUACCAUGGUUUGAAGUUAGAGAUGAUGAUAUUUGGGUUGUUGGUUUUCCCAAAUCAGGAGCGACUUGGAUGCAGGAAAUUGUGUAUUUAAUAGCUACAGACUUCGAUUAUGAAAGUGCAGGAAGUGCAACAAUUGAAGACCGAUUUCCAUACUUGGAGUAUCCUAUACCAGGAUUAAAAGCUAUCAGUGCCAUGUCAUCACCACGAUUCAUUAAGUCGCAUCUUCCUUUCUCACUUCUUCCCAAGGACUUGACUGAAAAAAAGCCAAAGAUAAUCUACAUAGUUCGGAAUCCAAAAGACACAGCUGUUUCACUGCAUGCCUUUACAAGACUGCAGGGAACAAAACUGAAUGGCACCGUAGAGAACUUUGCUGAGAUGUUUUUGAAAGACCUUGUCAUUUACGGACCAUGGUUGAAGCAUGUUCAAGAGGCCUGGGAACAAAAAAAUGAAGGCAAUGUACUUUUCGUCAGCUACGAGGAUCUUCACAGGGAUUUCAGAGGAACAGCAGGUCAGAUUGCGAAAUUCUUGGGCAAGCCAGCAUCCGAAGCACAGCUGGCUGAGCUGGAGCAGCACGUUUCUUUUCGCAGCAUGCAGAACAACGACAAACUCAACUACAGCUGGUACAAAGGAUUCUGGGACUUUGAGGGGACACAAGAGGGCUUUAUGAGAAAAGGUAAGGUUGGAGACUGGAAGAACCACUUCUCACCAGAACUGGCCAAUCAGUUUGAUGCCAUGACUGCAAAGCUCGAAUCACUUGGUCUCACCUUUGUUGAUGAUCUUCCAGAAAGUGAUGUCAACAAACCAGAGAUUGUUACAGCCUGAACUAUUAGCUCCCUGCAUGUACAAGAACUGCAUGAUUGGUGCUGAGGAUUCUGUAUCUUGCUGUGCACUUGGAUACCAGUUUUAAAAACCUCAAAAGACAACUUGAAAAUUGAGAAAAAUACACAAUAACAGAUUUGUUAUUUCAACAGCAAGAACACUAAAAAGAGAAAAAAAGUCAGAACUUGUC